Messenger RNA from Fraxinus pennsylvanica, 1308 nucleotides. The record is from the annotation of a GenBank genome assembly. Lineage: Eukaryota; Viridiplantae; Streptophyta; Magnoliopsida; Lamiales; Oleaceae.
AUGUUAUCUGGGUUAAUGAACCUUUUGAGGGCCUGUUUUCGGCCAAAGGCAGAUCGAUAUGUUCACAAGGGUUCAGACGCCAGUGGCCGUCAAGAUGGGCUUCUUUGGUAUAAGGACACAGGGCACCAUUCUAAUGGAGAGUAUUCAAUGGCUGUAGUUCAAGCUAAUAAUUUACUUGAGGAUCAGAGCCAACUUGAAUCUGGUUGUUUGAGCUCUCAUGAUUCUGGGCCAUAUGGUACUUUUGUGGGGAUUUACGAUGGACACGGCGGUCCCGAGACUUCUCGGUUCAUCAACGAGCACCUCUUUCGACAUCUCAAGAGUUUCACUUCAGAGCAUCAAUCUAUGUCAGUGGAGGUGAUACGGAAGGCAUUUCAAGCAACGGAAGAUGGUUUUUUCUCACUUGUCAGCAGACAAUGGUCCACGAAACCACAGAUAGCAGCAGUUGGUUCGUGCUGCCUUGUUGGAGUCAUUUGUGGCGGAACUCUAUAUAUUGCCAACCUUGGUGAUUCUCGUGCUGUUUUGGGAAGACUAGUCAAGUCAACCGAGGAAGUAGUGUCCAUUCGGCUCUCGGCCGAGCACAAUGCAAGUAUUGAGUCUGUGAGACAGGAGCUGCAUUCACUGCACCCUGAUGACUCUCAAAUUGUAGUACUCAAGCAUAAUGUGUGGCGUGUUAAGGGCCUAAUACAGAUUUCAAGAUCCAUUGCAUUGCAAGAAGCGGCAAAGAAGAGAGAGAUGAGGUACUCAGACUUGAAGAAAAUAGAUCGAGGAGUUCGUCGUCAUUUUCAUGAUGACAUCACGGUUAUCGUGGUGUUUCUCGACUCACAUCUUGUGAGCAGGGCUAGUACAAUCCGGAGUCCUAAUGUAUCGGUGAAAGGGGGUGGUAUCAAUCUUCCCCACAAUACCCUUGCGCCUGAAGCUGGAGGCAAUCACUUAAUUGGAGUGUUUCCUGAUGAACUGAUACUUUUGAGAAACUUGAGUUCAUUGAGUCUUAAUGGAAACAAGCUUUCUGGACCUAUUCCAGUGAGCAUUGGGAAUUUAAAGCAACUUGCAGUUUUCAAUCUGAGGGAGUUGCCAUCCGAUCUUUUGGGUUUGCCUAAUCUGAAAGUGAUUGCAUUGCAGGAAAACAUGUUUUUGGGUGUAGUUCCUGAAGAGUUGGGGAAUUGUUUAGCUUUAGAAGUUAUAGACCUUUGCUCAAGUUCUUUGAGUGGGCAAGUUCCUGUUUUCCUUUCAUAUGUUUCACAUUUGAGUGUUCUUGAUUUGGGAUUGAACAAUUUGACUGGUCGAAUCCCCUAUGAACUAUCAAAUUAA